Messenger RNA from Carica papaya (papaya), 2109 nucleotides. Its product is annotated as Major facilitator superfamily protein. Gene Ontology annotation, molecular function: transmembrane transporter activity. Gene Ontology annotation, cellular component: membrane. Lineage: Eukaryota; Viridiplantae; Streptophyta; Magnoliopsida; Brassicales; Caricaceae. The record is from RefSeq and is a predicted model, not a curated record. Gene Ontology annotation, biological process: transmembrane transport.
GGAGAUGUAGCAGUGAUAUUUACUACUACCAUCGAUACAAUAUAUUUUUUUUUACCGAGUGCCUGGAAAAGCUUGACGUAGUAGGUUCUAUAAAUAAUGGCUUCUGCCAUGGGAAAUCGAAGCAUACUACUGAAAUGGAGAUUGAAAAGAGAGAAGAAAAAAGGGUUGCCGACCAUGAACAUGGGAAAAGGCAAAAGGGAGGGUUGGUCACCAUGCCUUUCAUCUUUGCAAAUGAAGCCUGUGAGAAGCUGGCGGUGGUGGGUUUUAACGCUAAUAUGAUAAGCUACUUAACGACACAGCUUCAUAUGCCAUUAACCAAAGCAGCUAAUACUCUUACUAACUUUGGAGGAACUGCCAGCUUAACGCCCUUGCUCGGAGCUUUCCUUGCCGAUUCAUUCGCCGGCCGGUUUUGGACUAUAACCAUUUCUUCCAUUAUAUAUCAAAUAGGGAUGAUAAUUUUAACACUGUCAGCCAUACUGCCAAAGCUAAGGCCGCCACCAUGUAAAGGCGAACAAACUUGCCAAGAAGCUGAUACAGGACAGUUGGCAAUCCUGUACGUGUCUCUGCUGCUGGGAGCAAUAGGGUCGGGUGGGAUCCGGCCAUGCGUGGCUGCAUUCGGGGCGGACCAAUUCGACGAAUCGGAUCCAAAGCAGACAACCAAGAUAUGGAGGUACUUUAAUUGGUACUACUUUGUUAUGGGAGGAUCAAUUCUGGUCGCCGUGACGGUUCUUGUUUACAUUCAAGACAAUGUGGGAUGGGGUUGGGGACUUGGUGUUCCAACCAUUGCAAUGUUUCUGUCGGUUGUUGCCUUCAUUUUCGGGUACCCACUUUACCGCCACCUGGAUCCGGCAGGCAGCCCUUUUACCAGGUUAGUGCAAGUAGGAGUGGCGGCUUUUAGGAAGAGGAAGGUGGCUAUGGUUUCUGAUCCUAUCCUUCUGUACACGAAUGAGGAGCUCGAUGCUGCCAUUUCUCUUGGUGGAAAGCUUUUUCAUACUUGUCAGAUGAAGUUUCUUGACAAAGCAGCAAUAGUGACUGAGGAAGACAACAUAAAACAUGGGCAACCACCCAAUCCAUGGCGACUCGACACGGUUCACCGAGUUGAAGAACUUAAAUCGGUGAUUCGUAUGGGCCCAAUCUGGGCAGCGGGAAUUCUCCUCAUCACCGCCUACGCUCAACAGAACACCUUCUCCCUCCAACAAGCGAAAACCAUGGACAGACACCUCACCACCCACUUCCAAAUUCCCGCCGGCUCCAUGUCCGUAUUCACCAUGCUGUCCAUGCUCUCCACCAUCGUCAUCUACGACCGCUUCUUAGUCCGCAUAGCUCGCAGAUUCACCGGCCUGGAUCGCGGCAUCACCUUCCUGCACCGCAUGGGGAUAGGGUUCGUGAUUUCCGUAUUGGCGACCCUAGUGGCUGGGUUCAUUGAGCAGAAGCGAAAACAGGCAGCCAUAGCUAAUGGGCUCCUCGACAAACCUCAAUCAAUAAUCCCCAUUUCAGUUUUCUGGCUUGUCCCGCAGUAUAGUCUUCAUGGGAUAGCGGAGGCGUUCAUGUCGAUUGGGCAUUUGGAGUUUUUCUACGAUCAGGCACCUGAAAGCAUGAGGAGCACGGCGACUGCUCUGUUUUGGACAGCGAUAUCUGCUGGGAACUAUACGAGCACUCUUUUGGUUUCUUUGGUGCACAAGUACAGCGCAGGGCCUGAUGGGUCUAACUGGCUACCUGAUAAUAACCUGAAUAAAGGAAAGUUGGAAUAUUUUUACUGGUUGAUCACAGCAUUACAGGUGGCUAAUCUGAUUUAUUACAUAUGCUGUGCCAAGAUGUAUACGUUUAAACCUAUUCAGGUUCAUAACAAAGAAGAAGAUGCAGAUGAUCGGGUUUCCAACAAGGUGUGAAUGAAUGAGGGAGCAGAUAACAUAUUAUAGAUACGUGUAUGUAAACGCAUACCCUGAAUAACAGCAAGUGCCAUCUUCUUUCUAGAAGAUAAUGAGAAGUGGUGUUAGCAGAACAUCCUUGUAGAUGAUGGAGAUAAAAAGUUAGAAUCAGAAAAACUGUUAAUUUUGGUCAGUGGGUUAUAUAUAUAUAUAGUAGAAAUGUCAGGCUUAAUUAUUGGUA